UCCUUCCAGAUCUUUUUCAAUAGCACCCAGCUCAGGAACAAUUUGUUAAAAAUACACAGAACUUCUUCCAGGCCCACCUGAAGUCCUGAGUAGCAGGGAUCCCUGUGAGCCACCAUACCUUGCUCCUUGGCUCCCUUUCCCCUCACAUCUUGACGGUAGGGCUGAGGGGUGAUCCUGGGCCACGAGAGCCGUGGGGUGAGGACAGGGUGCAGAGAAGGAGGCCUUCCCCCUCAGUUCAGAGGAGGUGGGAUGUAAAGGACAGGGGGCUCUAGCACACCACUGCCAUUGGGACUUGGUUCCCCUGGGACCUGAAAACAAGUUGUGUCCUGGGGAAACAGAAGGUUGGAGACCCAAGUCUCCCUUCUGACCAGAGAGAAGAGACGGCCUCUCCAGACUCCAGAAUCUACAGAGAAAGACCUGGUGUCCAGCCAACCAGAAAGACAAAGCCAGGAGCCCGGCACUGUGCUCAUGGCAUUCCCUACAUAGUCUUACUUAGCCCUCACUACCCCAUAAGGAGUCUCAGAGGGAUUAUGGUCCUUAAACUAAUUCAUGGCAAAGUCAAGAUUCUAGUUCUGAUCUCUCCAAAUCCAAAGCUGGUUCCUUUUUCCCUAAGCAGUACUGCCCCCUCCCAGCCCUUUUGGUACCCACUCUACUGGAAGAAGAGGUGGUGCUGGUUAGAGGUUUAGGGGCUGGACCUGCGUGAGGCUGAGGGCCUGGAGUUAGGGGUGAUCUCCACUUUUACCCUGGCUUUCAGGGGAAGGCAUUCCCCCCUCAGGAGGACACAACAGACAAGCUGUGUAGUUCUUUCCAGCUGAGAAUAACCCUGGGGCCAGGACCAUGGAUUCUGUAAGAAGCAAAACAAAAGCUGCAGCCAAGUGGCCAGGAGCCUUGGCCAGGAGGGGUUAGAGUCCUUUAUUCUCUCAGGAUCUCAAAGCCUGCAAUUGAGAUCAUUCCCAGUCCCGAGCCUUGGGUCUCCUUUCCCUGGGAAGACAUUCCUUACACCCCCACUCAAGAGAGACAGGAAAUCUUCCUCCCUUUCCUGAGUGCAAAACAGAAUCCAAGACAGUGGCGAGGGCUCGUUACGGGAGCCCAAGACUUAGACAGAUGGCCUGGCCUCUCAACUGAGCCCCCAAGACAGCCAGCCAAGCAGCCUGGCAUUGACAUUCUGCUGUUAAACAGGAGGGAGAGAGAAAGGACUUAAAGGGUUGCCUUGCCACAGGCCUCCAGCCUUUCAGGCAGGAGAACCAAGGUGUGUGGGCGGGGGGUACUCCCUGCUCCCACAGUACCACCAGCAAACAGAGAAUCUGGUACCUGAAACUGAUUUUGGGCCUCUUGGACACAAAGAGCCUCUUCUGCAUAAUUUACGGACCACUCUGUCCCCAUACCCAAUCUGAAGCAGAGUUCUGCACAGUGAGCAUUUGAUAAAUAUGGUUGACAGAAUGACUGACAGAUCCACCCGCUCCCGUCACAUCCCAGCCCUUCCCCCAUGCUCUGCAUAAUUGAUGGCCAGGGAGACAGUUCCCUCCCCCAGGGUGACCGAGUGUCUGGGCCAGGGGCUCCUGGCCAUGAUAUCCCCCUCCAAAGCCUCGGCGCCAGGGCCCAGCUGGGGGGCAGUGGGACACAGCUGGCAGGUCAGAGAUAAAGGGCACAGAGAGAGGGUGUGUGUGGGAGAGAGGAAUCUCUCCUUCACUAGAAUUCCCUGGGGCCUCAGCUGGCCACCUCCACUGCCCUCACCACACACACGCACACUCACUCCUUCAGGUCAAUCUGCAAGAGCUGUCAGUAGCCUGAGAACGGGGAAAGGGUGGGUUGAGCCUGGCUGGGUUCUCUCCCUUUUCUUUGGUCCCAUCCACUACUUCCUCAGCUUCUUCCACUGCCCGAAAAGACAAACAGGUGAAAUGGCUUCUCUCUCCCCAGCUGCCGGCCCUGGAUACAGGAGGGGGCCCCAGGGGAGGCCUGGGCAGGUGGAGGGAAGAUCGGCUUCAAGUGUCGUGGAGCGUGUCACCCUCUCUAUGCCUAAACCUCCUGGUUGCCAAACACCAGAUGAAGGCUGAAAAUUUCCUUUACAAAGCCAGAUGUUGUACCUACUCAGAACUCAGCUUCUCAAUAGGAAAGGAAUCGGGGAGGGCACAGAUCUCCUGUUUUUCAAUCCCCUUUCAUUCAGCUCCUUUUUCCGUGUCCUUUGCCUCCCAAAUCAGUUUUUCAGCCCAUCCUUCUUAGGACUGCCUCUCCCUGCGUUUCACGCUCUUCUUGUUUCUCAGCGAGACAGGCCCUCCUUUUCUGGUCUGCCUUUCGCCCUUUCUCCUGUCCAGUCUCCCCGUUUUCCCAUUUCCUGCUUUCUCUAUGGCACCGCACCCCCAAUGCCAACCCAAGUCCCCUCUCCACCACCACAGCUCUCCCUCCGCUGCACUCGGGGACGGGGGUGAACAUGCGGAAGACGGGACGCAGAAGCGGUGGGUGGCUGGGGUCGGUGGUCCCGGCCUGCAAGCCCGCAAACCAGCACGUGGGCCAGCCCAGGUCAGGGGCGGGGCCCUGGCGCGGCCCCACCCCCGCGGUCGCCGCUCACGUGACUCCGGGCUAAUCUUGUCCCGGUGACUUCACGCGCCGCCUCGGGUCCAGUCGUCAUGGUUACGCCGCAGCGCCCAGCGCUUCCCCCAACCCGCUGCGUCCCUUCCCGGACCCCCUCCUCUCACGGCCGGGCCCCCGCCCCGCCCCCAGCUCCGCUCCACGUGACGGCCAGGAAGGAGGUCGGGAAGGGGGAGGGGGCGCUGGGGCCGUAACCCCUUCCUCUCCACUGCGAACCACCCUCGCUCUGGCUUCUAGCUGUCUGAGCGCCCCAGUCCCGCCAGCCCUCCCUGCAGACCCGCCUGGGCGGAGUGUCGGGAGCCCCAGCCUUCGUUCUCAGCGGCCCCAAAAGGGCGGCCAGCUUGAGAGGGCACAGGCAAGAGCCCCCGGGUCCUCCAGCGGACGUUCUCCAGCGAAUUGACACGUUGCUUGGCCUGUCGUUUGUCUUACUGUGUGCAUCUCACUUCUUGAAGCCGCCGUUAUCUCGCAGGAUAUUUUGGGGGUCCGGAGGCUGGGAUUUCAUCUUUCUGAGCCUCGGUUGUCUCAAGAGUGUAAAGAGACCUAUAAUAAUACCUCCUUCCCUGGAGAGUUCUGAGGAGUGAGGGAGCUAAUGCUUGCGUGGUGUACAUGUGGUCCUUAGGACGACCCUCGGAUGCAUAGAGCAGUGGUUGCACCUAACCGGGCACCUUCAUGCGCCCUGGAUGCUGCUGGAAGCCCUGGGAUCCCGUGUGGCGUCGUCACUCUCAGUGCAGGCUCUCAGGACGCCCGACCACACUGUGCCUCCAGGAUCAUGGCCAUCAUGGGGGAAGCACAGCUGAGACGGGACGCUAACUCAGAGCCUGGGGGUGGGGGCACUUCCAGGAUGAAGUGAAACUUGGAGGACAACAGAUGGCGUGUGAGAAGCGCCUUCCUGACUGAGAACGACUGGGCACUGAGCUGGAGCCUCAUCCUAGCUGAAGUACUUUGGGCAGGUUAUUUAAGACCUCUAAUACCUCUGUCAAAUGAGAGUAACUUACACGCCUAACUCAAGAGAUUUUAGGAUUAAAUAAGCUAAUGGACCUAUAACAGGCUAAUGUGGGUGGUGUGAGCCUGGCCCAAACACCUGAUGAAGCCUGCGAACAGUCUCAGUUCAGUAGGCCUAGGGCCCACCGCUUACCACCACACUGGGGCCCAGAGGCCAUGGCCUGCCUCCAUGAGACCCGCACACCCUCCCCUUCCUUUGGGGGAUUCGUGUCCACCCUAAGCGAGGCAUCCAUGCGCAAGCUGGACCCAGACACUUCCGACUGCACCCCCGAGAAGGACCUGACGCCUACCCAGUGUGUACUCCGAGACGUAGUGCCACUUGGGGGUCAGGGCGGGGGCGGGCCCAGCCCCUCCCCAGGUGGAGAGCCGCCCCCUGAGCCUUUUGCCAACAGUGUCCUGCAACUCCACGAGCAGGAUGCAGGGGGCCCAGGGGGAGCCACUGGGUCCCCUGAGAGUCGGGCGUCCAGGGUCCGAGCGGAUGAGGUACGGCUUCAGUGCCAGAGCGGCAGCGGCUUCCUGGAGGGCCUCUUCGGCUGCCUGCGCCCUGUCUGGACCAUGAUCGGCAAAGCCUACUCCACGGAGCACAAGCAGCAGCAGGAAGACCUUUGGGAGGUCCCCUUUGAGGAAAUCCUGGACCUGCAGUGGGUGGGCUCAGGGGCCCAGGGCGCCGUCUUCCUGGGGCGCUUCCAUGGGGAGGAGGUGGCUGUGAAGAAGGUGCGGGACCUCAAGGAAACUGACAUCAAGCACCUACGAAAGCUGAAGCACCCAAACAUCAUCACCUUCAAGGGUGUGUGCACCCAGGCUCCCUGCUACUGCAUUCUCAUGGAGUUCUGCGCCCAGGGCCAGCUGUACGAGGUGCUGCGGGCCGGCCGCCCCGUCACGCCCUCCCUGCUGGUCGACUGGUCCAUGGGCAUCGCCGGUGGCAUGAACUACCUGCACCUGCACAAGAUCAUCCAUCGGGACCUCAAGUCCCCCAACAUGCUAAUCACCUACGACGAUGUGGUGAAGAUCUCCGAUUUUGGCACUUCCAAGGAGCUGAGUGACAAGAGCACCAAGAUGUCCUUUGCAGGGACAGUAGCCUGGAUGGCCCCUGAAGUGAUCCGCAACGAACCUGUGUCUGAGAAGGUUGACAUCUGGUCCUUUGGCGUAGUGCUGUGGGAGCUGCUGACUGGUGAGAUCCCCUACAAAGACGUAGAUUCCUCAGCCAUCAUCUGGGGUGUGGGAAGCAACAGUCUCCAUCUACCUGUGCCCUCCAGCUGCCCAGACGGCUUCAAAAUCCUGCUUCGCCAGUGCUGGAACAGCAAACCACGAAACCGCCCAUCAUUCCGACAGAUCCUGCUGCAUCUGGACAUUGCCUCAGCCGACGUACUCUCCACACCCCAGGAGACUUACUUUAAGUCCCAGGCAGAGUGGCGUGAAGAGGUAAAGCUGCAUUUUGAAAAAAUUAAGUCAGAAGGGACCUGUCUGCACCGCCUAGAAGAGGAGCUGGUGAUGCGGAGGAGGGAGGAGCUCAGACAUGCCCUGGACAUCAGGGAACACUAUGAGCGGAAGCUGGAGAGAGCCAACAACCUGUACAUGGAACUUAAUGCCCUUAUGUUGCAGCUGGAGCUGAAGGAACGGGAGCUACUCAGGAGGGAGCAAGCUUUAGAACGGCGGUGUCCAGGUCUGCUGAAGUCACACCCUUCCCGGGGCCUGCUGCACGGGAACACAAUGGAGAAGCUAAUCAAGAAGAGGAAUGUCCCACAGAAACUGUCACCCCACAGCAAAAGGCCAGAUAUCCUCAAGACUGAGUCUUUGCUACCCAAACUAGAUGCAGCCCUGAGUGGGGUGGGGCUUCCUGGGUGUGCUAAGGGCCCCCCCUCACCAGGACGGAGUCGCCGUGGCAAGACGCGUCACCGCAAGGCCAGCGCCAAGGGCAGCUGUGGGGACCUGCCUGGGCUUCGUGCAGCUGUGCCGCCCCAUGAACCUGGGGGACCAGGAAGCCCCGUGGGGCUAGGAGGGGGACCCUCAGCCUGGGAAGCCUGCCCUCCAGCCCUCCGUGGGCUCCACCAUGAUCUCCUGCUCCGAAAGAUGUCUUCAUCAUCGCCAGAUCUGCUGUCAGCAGCAUUGGGAGCCCGGGGCCGGGGGGCCACAGGGGGAGCUGGGGAUCCUGGCUCCCCACCUCCAGCCCGGGGAGACACGCCCCCAAGCGAGGGAUCAGCACCUGGCUCCACCAGCCCGGAUUCACCAGGGGGAGCCAAAGGGGAGCCGCCCCCACCAGUAGGACCUGGUGAUGGUGUAGGGCUGCUGGGAACUGGAAGGGAAGGGACGGCGGGACGGGGAAGCCGGGCUGGGUCCCAGCACUUGACCCCAGCCGCACUGCUGUACAGGGCUGCCGUCACCCGAAGCAGCCAGAAACGUGGCAUCUCAUCAGAGGAAGAGGAAGGAGAGGUGGACAGCGAAGUGGAACUGACCUCAAGCCAGAGGUGGCCUCAGGGCCUGAAAAUGCGCCAGUCACUAUCUACCUUCAGCUCAGAGAAUCCAUCGGAUGGGGAGGAAGGCACAGCUAGUGAGCCUUCCCCCAGUGGCACGCCUGAAGUUGGCAGUACCAACACGGAUGAGCGGCCAGAUGAACGGUCUGAUGACAUGUGCUCACAGGGCUCAGAAAUCCCACUGGACCCACCAGCUUCUGAGGUGGUUACUGGCCCAGAACCCAGCUCCUUGCCCGUCCCACACCACGACCUACUCAGAGGGGAGCAGGGCCCUCCCAAGGCUGAGGACUCAGACUGUGACAGCACUGACCUGGACCCCAGCAGUGGUGAAGCCUUGCGGCCCCCAGCCUCCCUCCCUCCAUGAAAGCCACCCUAUCCCUGUACAUAGAGAAAUAUUUAUAUAAGUAAUAUAUAUGCGCCACAUAAUCAAUAAAGACAGGGCUGUCCCAGCCUUAAGUUGGGCUCGAGGGAGACUGACCCCCUAACCAAGUCACCUGAUAACUCUAGGGACACUGGCAGCUGUGGAAAUGAAGGAUAAAUACUGCCCUAGAGACAUGGUUAAGGGCAAACUGGCCCCUUCCUGCUUCGCCCCCAUGAGUUCAGCCAGUGGUGAGGCAACAUGAAAGCCCAACUUGCCUAUGUUCCUUUACUUUUUCUGCCCAGACCCUAAGGAGCAGGCAAGGGAGCCAUGUAGACUGCACUUUUUUUGGUUUUGUUUACUCUGUUUACACAUUUUGCACUUGGGAGGAGGGAGGCUAAGGCGGGGUCCUCCCCUCUGAGGUUUCUCAGGUGGCAGUGUAAUUUCUUUGUCCCUCCAUUUCUCUGCCCAAGCCCUGGCUUAGGGCCUAGGGGAGGCCAGGAGAUUGUGAAAGCAUGUGAUGGCUCAGGCUGAAGAACUGGGGUAUUGUUUUAAGUCCCUACUUUUAUCUUGGUGCCUGACUGGGUGGGGACUGUCAUAUUGUAACCCCUGUGAAAAACCUUGAAAUAUAACCACUCCAUGCAGGCCCAGCUGUUGAGGGUUUUCUUGGUGAAUGAAUGGGGUAGCUUGCAUGGUUAAGUAGGAGCCGUGGGCUUUGGAAAUUACCUAAAAUGCUGAAUGACUUGCUCCUUUUAUGCUUUAAGUGAUGCUAACCACUUAGAGCACCAACCUAAAACCUGCAUAAACAGGUCUAUCUUUAUAAAGGAUUGCACUAGGACAGACCUUAAAAAAAAUCCAUCCUUAUUAAACAGGAGAGUGAUGUCUGGACAAGGGUGUAGGUAUUCCCAGGAAGGUGAAUCCCAGUGAGACAAAUUCUGCUGCUUCCAUGAGUAUGCGUGUGCACCCUUCCAGUGGGAAGUGCUUGCUUACACUUUGCAGACAUGUCUUAGAAAACUGUAAUCCCCAUUCUUUUGGACCAAGGGCACAGCCAGCUUGCUAUAGGUAUUAUUAAGAUCACUCUGCAAUGCAGGCUCAAGGGCUACAGAAAAAGAUGGGAGUGGUAAAACAGAAGAAAACAUCUUCACUGGAAUAAACACUUAUAUUAAAAACCCAAGCAGGGUCUUUAUCCUUUUGAGGGAUAAAAGGUGCAAAAAUAACAGCAAGACACCAGAAUAAAACCCACAUGAAAUCACUGUGGCAUCCAGUUUCUAUUCACAAAGAAAAAGCUCCAGUCCAUCUUUUAAUUUUUUUGAAAAAUUCCUGACAUUACAGAACUAAACUGAAAUGUAUUAAUAUUCCACUCUUACAUUUCCAUGACAAACAAAAAAAAAAUUCAUGAGCCAAAAAAAAAAAAAAAAAA
Capra hircus (goat) is the source of this 7837-nucleotide messenger RNA. RefSeq names its product mitogen-activated protein kinase kinase kinase 12 (gene MAP3K12). Gene Ontology annotation, biological process: JNK cascade; protein autophosphorylation. The transcript is spliced from 14 exons. Lineage: Eukaryota; Metazoa; Chordata; Mammalia; Artiodactyla; Bovidae. The coding region runs from base 3745 to 6423 and encodes 892 amino acids. Gene Ontology annotation, molecular function: ATP binding; JUN kinase kinase kinase activity. The record is from RefSeq and is a predicted model, not a curated record.